AUGGGUGAGUAUGGGGUCUCCCUCGAUGAGCUCCGUACCCUUAUGGAGUACAGAGGCACGGAAGCUCGAGAGAAAAUCGAUCAAGACUAUGGAGGGACGAGCGAGCUGUGCAAGAGGUUGAAGACAGACCAAAACGGCGGAAUUGCGAACACGGAAGCGGAGUUGCAAAAACGACGCACUGCUUUUGGCGCCAACGAGAUUCCCCCACACCCUCCCAAAUGUUUUCUCCAAUUAGUCUGGGAAGCGUUGCAGGAUGUGACGUUAAUAAUCUUGUUGGUGGCGGCGAUCGUCUCUUUGGCACUUUCAUUUUACAAGCCGCCUGAUGAUGAAGAAGAUGCACGAGGACAAGACGAUUCAGAGCACGAAGCGGGAUGGAUAGAAGGAUGCGCCAUUCUCAUCUCGGUCAUUGUCGUCGUGAUGGUCACCGCGUUAAACGAUUACACAAAAGAGAGACAAUUUCGGGGAUUGCAAGCGAAAAUUGAGACCGAGCACAAGUUCUCCGUCAUUCGUGGUGGAGAAUCGAUUCAAAUCGUUGUCAACGAGCUCGUUGUUGGUGACAUUGCUCAAAUUAAAUACGGAGAUCUAUUGCCAGCUGAUGGUGUUUUGAUUCAAUCAAAUGACUUGAAAAUCGACGAAUCCUCGCUAACCGGAGAAUCAGAUCAGAUCAGGAAAAGCCCAGAGCAAGACCCGGUUGUUCUAUCCGGCACCCACGUCAUGGAAGGAUCGGGGAAAAUGCUGGUGACAGCCGUUGGAGUGAACUCUCAGACGGGAAUCAUCAUGACGCUUCUCGGUGCCGCGCGAACAGUGGUUGAAGAAGAAAGGAAAGCCGCGAAGAGAGAUGGUGGAGAUCGUUCAGCUGUGGAGCUCGAGGAUGGCACUAGACAAGCGCUUAUCCAAUCUGAAGGGAAAGCCGAAGCAAACGGCGAGGUCGAAAAGGCUCCAAUGCCGGCCAUUGAAGAAAACAAAAAGGAGCGAUCUGUUCUGCAAGCGAAACUUACACGACUAGCCAUUCAAAUCGGUUAUGCUGGUUCCUUUGUGGCCGCUUGCACCGUGUUGAUCCUCGUCAUUCGAUUCUGCAUCACCGAGUACGCGGUCAAUGGAAGAAACUUCAAAGUGAAAGAUUUCGAGCAAUUCGUCAACUUCCUCAUUAUUGGAGUUACUGUUCUUGUGGUGGCUGUGCCAGAAGGUCUUCCACUUGCUGUCACUUUGUCGUUGGCUUAUUCCGUUAAGAAGAUGAUGCACGAUAACAACUUGGUGCGACACUUGGAUGCUUGUGAGACGAUGGGAAAUGCCACUUCGAUUUGCUCGGAUAAGACCGGAACUCUGACGACAAAUCGAAUGACUGUCGUUCAAUCGUUCAUCAAUGAUGUCCAUUACAAAGAAAUACCGAAAAUGGAAAAGUUGGACAAGGCAACUUUGGAUUUGCUGAUGAAUUGUAUUUGUAUCAACAGCUCGUAUUCGUCACAAGUGAUUCCCGCUAAACAAAUCGGUGAACAGGCAACUCAACUUGGAAACAAAACCGAAUGCGGAUUGCUUGGAUUCGUGUUAGCUCUGGGGAAUUCAUAUCAAGAGAUUCGAGACAAGAAUCCAGAAGAGUCGAUCUUUAAAGUGUACACGUUCAACUCUGUUCGCAAGUCAAUGUCAACAGUCAUCCGAAAGGGAAAUGGAUAUCGAGUUUUCUCUAAAGGAGCUUCAGAAAUCAUUACCAAACGAUGCAACUAUUUCCUCGGAAAAGAUGGGAAAUUGCAGAAAUUCAGCGAAAAGGAUCAAGAGCGCCUUGUGCGUGACGUUAUUGAGCCGAUGGCUUCUGAUGGACUCCGAACGAUCUGCUUGGCGUACAAGGACUAUGUUCGAAGUGGUGAAAGCCAUAGCGAGAACGAUACAACCUUCUCGAGUGAUCCCGAUUGGGAGGAUGAGACAAAAGUCACCGAGGAAUUGACAGCAGUUGCGAUUGUUGGAAUUCAAGAUCCUGUUCGACCUGAGGUACCAGAAGCUAUCCAAAAAUGUCAACAUGCUGGUAUUACUGUCCGUAUGGUCACUGGUGACAACAUCAACACCGCUCGCUCAAUUGCUACUUCAUGCGGAAUCCUGAAGCCAGGAGAUGAUUUUAUCGCUCUUGAGGGAAAAGAGUUUAAUGCUAGAAUCCGUGACGCGAAUGGUGAAGUUUCUCAAGAGAAACUUGAUAUGCUUUGGCCGAAACUACGUGUGCUUGCUAGAGCUCAGCCAACAGACAAAUACACGCUUGUGAAAGGAAUUAUUGAUUCAAAAGCAACAGAGUCAAGAGAAGUCGUCGCUGUGACUGGAGACGGAACAAAUGAUGGACCGGCUCUUAAGAAAGCCGAUGUUGGAUUUGCAAUGGGUAUUGCUGGAACGGAUGUUGCCAAAGAGGCAUCUGAUAUCAUUCUCACUGAUGACAAUUUCACCUCGAUUGUCAAGGCCGUAAUGUGGGGCAGAAAUGUCUACGAUUCGAUCGCCAAAUUCCUUCAAUUCCAAUUGACUGUCAACGUUGUGGCUGUGGUGGUGGCUUUCGUCGGAGCUUGUGCCAUUCAAGAUACUCCUCUUAAGGCUGUGCAAAUGCUUUGGGUGAAUUUAAUCAUGGACACUCUUGCCUCAUUGGCUUUGGCCACCGAAAUGCCAACCGAAGAGCUUUUGAAGAGGAAACCUUAUGGUCGAACAUCGCCAUUGAUUUCCCGCACGAUGAGCAAGAAUAUCCUUGGACAUGCUUUGUAUCAACUUGUCGUCCUCUUCCUCUUGAUAUUCCUUGGUGAUCAAUGGUUCCAAGUGACAUCCGGCCGUUUUGCUGAAAUGCACGCGCCACCAUCUCAACAUUUCACUAUCGUUUUCAACGCGUUUGUCUUGAUGACCCUCUUCAAUGAGAUCAAUGCGAGAAAGAUUCACGGCGAGCGGAAUAUCUUUGCGGGUCUCUUCAGCAAUCCAAUCUAUUACAUCAUUUGGAUCGCGACUUUCAUCUCGCAAAUCCUGAUCGUGCAAUUCGGCGGUCGCUGGUUCAGCUGUGCCGCUUUGGAUCUCGAGCAAUGGUUGUGGUGUCUAGCACUUGGAGUCAGUGUGCUACUGUGGGGACAAGUGGUGACGAGCAUUCCCACAGGCUCUCUUCCCACCCAAAUGACUAUCGGUGGUGGUGAGCCGGACACAGCACAAAUGCUUUUACCCGGUGAAUACGAGGACCCAGACACGCAUGAGAAACGAUCCGGGCAAAUCUUGUGGAUUCGAGGGCUCACCCGUCUUCAGACUCAGUUGCGAGUGGUGAAAGCUUUCCGAAGUAAUCUCGAGGAGUUCGACGAGCGACGAUCGAUCGCUUCAACGCACUCAAUGCAAUCGAUGAGAGGCUGGGGACGAAUGGGCGCGAGCUCGCCGGAUCCAAACGGAACACGAGCUGCAGUGGCGGCGCUCUCGCAUCGAGCAUCCCCGCAACCAUAUCCAUAUUAUCAUCAUCAACAACCAAGGAGCCCGUCACCACAGCCACAAAUCGUUCUCGAGAAUGGUGGGGGCACAAAUGUGGAGAAAGUGCCACUCGUGCAAAAAUGGAGUCCCGCACACGGAGCGUCGUCUCGUAUCUCGAAGAGCAUGUCACUCGAUACACCAGUUUCCGUGGCUCAUGUC
This is a messenger RNA of Mesorhabditis belari, 3621 nucleotides long. NCBI's taxonomy places the organism in Eukaryota, Metazoa, Nematoda, Chromadorea, Rhabditida, Rhabditidae. The record is from the annotation of a GenBank genome assembly.